AUGCGCCACAUCGCUGAUCAUUAUCGACGCCUCGAACGCUUUGAGCACACGGGGCCCGACUUCUUUGUAAUCGAAUACAUGCGGACGAAACGCAUUAUCAGCAAUGAAGACUAUAAGUGGGCAACCAGGCAUACGGAAAGACGUUAUUGUGACGGUCUGGUUGAUUUCGGACACAAAACUUCGGAUAUGAAGAGGAGGGAAGCCAGAUCGCUUGAAGAGAGACACGAUAUGGAGAAGGAUGAUCGACAUAGACGGCGACAUAUGGCCUCGAAAGGGAAAGGGAAGGGCAGAAGAAGUAAUUGA
Messenger RNA from Hyaloscypha bicolor E, 303 nucleotides. RefSeq lists its product as uncharacterized. Lineage: Eukaryota; Fungi; Ascomycota; Leotiomycetes; Helotiales; Hyaloscyphaceae. Bases 1 to 303 code for a protein of 100 amino acids. The transcript has a single exon. The record is from RefSeq and is a predicted model, not a curated record.